Beta vulgaris subsp. vulgaris (sugar beet) is the source of this 639-nucleotide messenger RNA. Its product is annotated as putative disease resistance protein At3g14460. The coding region runs from base 1 to 639 and encodes 212 amino acids. The record is from RefSeq and is a predicted model, not a curated record. The transcript has a single exon. NCBI's taxonomy places the organism in Eukaryota, Viridiplantae, Streptophyta, Magnoliopsida, Caryophyllales, Amaranthaceae.
AUGGGAAAACUGAUCAACCUGCAAACCUUGCAUAAGUUUAUAGUGAAUGAGAACAAGGGGCAUCGAAUCUCUGAGCUAAAACAUAUGAAUGCACUUCAAGGAUCAAUAAAGAUUGUGCAUCUUGAAAAUGUCAAAGACGGAAGUGAGGCUGCAAUGGCCUCCUUGUCCUUGAAGUCAGGACUCACAAGGUUAGAGCUACAAUGGACAGAGAGCUCAAUGCCUGAAUCAUCAGCUAAGACAGAGAUUUCAAAUGCGACAGAGAUUUUAAAUGAGCUUCAACCUCCUAUAAAUUUGGCGGAAUUACAGGUGACAAAUUAUAGUGGUCUUAGUUAUCCAUUGUGGUUUUACAGUCAAAUGUUCCAUAACCUUCAAAAGAUUCACUUGCACCAUUGGCCACAUUGCACCGAACUCCCACCGUUGUGGAAACUUCCAGUUCUAACGACUCUUAAUUUGGAUUCAAUGUGCAAGUUAAAGCAUGUUGAUCGUCAUUUUUUUGGGGAUUCCCAGCAGGAGCGGAGGUUUGGGGCAUUGGAAUAUUUAGAAGUGCGUAACAUGGAACAACUUGCUAGUUGGAAUAGAUUGGAGCAUGGAGACAUGCCUUGCCUCAAGGAGUUAAGAUUUGUGAGGUGCCCUUUGUAA